GAUUUCAAGGCCAGAAAGCGCAGACUCUAAGCAGGCUUCACAUAGUUCCAAUCGGCACAUAAGAACGGCGCGCUGCUUAAAGGCAGCGCGCACGUAGCCGUUCCGACCGCCAUGAUUGCUUCUGCUGCUUGCGCAGGAGAUCUGGAAGAGGGACGUGGAUGGCGUGACCAAGGCGAAGCCGACGAGCAUUUGGCAGGGGUGCCGAGAGAGCGGACAGAGGAGCAGAUUGGAGGCGCUGCCGGAGCCAGCAGCUCAGGAGCGGCAGGUACCUCCGAAGAUCUUCAAGGAUCCGGGGCGAAUGUCAGAGAGGGCACUCGCGUCCAGCCGAGACGCGGGGACAGCCAGAACUCUUUGUAUGUUGAGACCAGGGACCCGAAAUUUUGGGCGGGCAAGCUCAUCGUGCUCGUAGCAGUUGCGGUGCUGCUGAUCACCCCAGCAGUAAAAAAAGACUGGGCAGGCUACGUCUUGCCCUGUGCGGCUCUGCAGCUCUUGCUGCUGUCGGUCAGCCUUCUCAAGACCUGGAUCUUUGCCCGCCUUACCAAGAUCAACUGGCAACAUCGAGUUUGGGCAAACAUCAGCAGUGACCCUUGCGAGGACAGCCCGACCUUCGCGCAUUUCCAGAUCCGAAUCCGCGCCAAUGAGGAGAUCUCUAUUUCAAAAGUGGGCGACUCCCAACCGAAAGUGGUCUGCAAGCCCAAAUUGGAAGGCUGCUGCAUUUGUAUGGAUGAGGAGCCAGAAUGCAAGGCGCUUUUGCCCUGCGGCCACGUGUUCUGCGAAGACUGCAUUGCACACUGGGCCGUAAGUGGAUCCAAAGAAAGUCAUACCUGUCCGGUGUGCCGCUCUCCUUUCGAUCUUCAGGUGGUGUGACGGCUUGCGCUUGCGGCCUUAGGUAUUCGUGUUGCUAAGAGGC
Messenger RNA from Effrenium voratum, 910 nucleotides. NCBI's taxonomy places the organism in Eukaryota, Dinophyceae, Suessiales, Symbiodiniaceae. The record is from the annotation of a GenBank genome assembly.